Trematosphaeria pertusa is the source of this 1497-nucleotide messenger RNA. RefSeq lists its product as uncharacterized. The transcript is spliced from 3 exons. The coding region runs from base 1 to 1497 and encodes 498 amino acids. The record is from RefSeq and is a predicted model, not a curated record. Lineage: Eukaryota; Fungi; Ascomycota; Dothideomycetes; Pleosporales; Trematosphaeriaceae.
AUGGUUUAUACUUCCACACAGAACUAUAAUUGCUACAGCAUGCUUUCCUCCAUAUUGCUCUUAGCUACAGUAAGUGCAGACUUGGUGUCGGCUCAAGCAAACCCCAACGUCGCGGCCAUCGACCCAACAAAGUCUGGACAAAUUGGUGUUAAUCCCGUUUCCAUCUACCCUCCCGAAUCCUAUCGCGUACCUCAUGCGCACACACAAUACUGGGACCAAGGAGAAUCGACGACCAAGUGGAUCGGGGUGAACACUGAGUAUUUGACCGACAUCCCAUACGUCACAACCGUCGACAAUACACCGACCGUAACGACCGCACCAGCGAACAUUGCUGCGAGCAUAAUCACCACCCCAACCGACGGAGCUUCAAUAGGUGACAUAGCAAUCACGUUUUCGGAAAAGUUAAUCAACGACCUCAACGAUAUCGCCGCCGAAGUGGAAGCAAUACCAUGCGGACAAAGGAAGCGCACGCCUUCAUGCGCCGCGCGGGUGGCGGAAUUCGCAGAGCGUACGAAUGCAGAGCUCCAACCAGGCGGACGAUUGGCCUACGUCGUCGACAACCCAACCGUACUGGUCUCUGCGGCAGACAUCUCAUCUAUUGUCAGCUUUAUCACAAACGCUAGAGUACGGGCCAUAGUCUCACUGGCGGUGAUGUCCUACCUGAUUUCGAAGGUCCCGGCGAAGCUUCCAUCUGUCUUCAGGCUGAUGAAAGACAUGGCGAUUACUGGUGGGCUGGGCAGCGAGGUACAAAGCUGUCCGCCAAUCGAGCUAGGAUGCGACGGAUGCAAGGGCAAUACCUUUGGGAUUUGCGUAUUCCCAUGGGCUGGGUGUCCUUGCAAGAAGACUAAGCGAUGCCCCGAUCCGAACCCAGAUUGCGACAGUGAUGGGUGCCAGGGCGACAGCGAUAACUUCUGCACAAACAAGAACAAGGGCUGCGCAUGCGAGCCGAGUGAAGAGGAAGGUCAAUGUCCGGAGGACGCGGGGGAAUAUCCGGAUUGUGAUGAAUGCGGCGGCAAUGCUGGCGAUUUUAAGUGCAAAGAGGAAUACAAUGGCGCAAACGACUGCCUCUGCAACGAGCGUUUUCCCGUCGGCGUAAAACCAUUAAAGGACAAGGUGGAUUACAGGCUCGCCCGGAGCUUGAUGAAGGAUUUCGUCCCUCACCAUGUUCCCGAAGACCCCGCAAACCAUGCAUGCAAUGAUGAAGGCGGCUACUGGACGUCUAGGGACAAACUCGCAGACUUUGCAAAGAGAUUUUGCACCGACGACCAUACCACUGGGAGAACACUUAGCUACCGUUUCCCGGGUAAAGGAAUGGAUGAUAUGACAAAUGCGGUCACGGAGACCUAUACCAUAGACGGUGUCGAUAACACAGUAGUGCGCAUCUACGGCUUCGUCGACGGAGGCUCGGAGGAUUGCAAAAACAGGUAUCCAAAUGGACUGGACAUCGAGACGGACUACUGCAUCGACGCUCUCUUAUUCGUGAUUGAUCAAUGUUAG